This is a messenger RNA of Zophobas morio, 3277 nucleotides long. Its product is annotated as thrombospondin type-1 domain-containing protein 4-like. Gene Ontology annotation, cellular component: extracellular matrix. Gene Ontology annotation, biological process: extracellular matrix organization; proteolysis. NCBI's taxonomy places the organism in Eukaryota, Metazoa, Arthropoda, Insecta, Coleoptera, Tenebrionidae. The record is from RefSeq and is a predicted model, not a curated record. Bases 193 to 2637 code for a protein of 814 amino acids. The transcript is spliced from 12 exons. Gene Ontology annotation, molecular function: metalloendopeptidase activity.
CGUUUAGUUCCUUUUCGCUCUUCGCGCUGUUAAGCGGAUCGAGCGCCGUGGUCCACAUUUCACACGUGACAGGAUAUUUCCAGGACGAAUUGCCCAGGAUGAGGUGGUGAGGCUCUGCGUGGCGGGCUUUUCGAAUUUCGAGUGAGGUGAUUAUGUAGUGUUUGUGUUUGGUUUGUCGUUUCUGCAGCAAGGAUGCGCGUUCCUGCUGUUAUCCUCAGGGCGGCGGCAACCCUUGUUCUGUUUGAUGUCGGGAUGAUGUACGACCCAAAGUCAAAGAUAGUCAAAGCGCCAGGAACAUAUCCGCUCGAAGUACACAACAUGUAUCGCGACCGAAUGCUAAAGAAAACACCAAAGACUGUAGGAGUGUGGUCAGCAUGGAGUCCAUGGACGCCGUGCUCGAGAAGCUGUGGGGGUGGCGUCACGCAACAGACGAGACACUGCGUUAGUAGACCUGCUGAUUCGAGAUUUGUCCGCAGACAAAGACGGAGGCGACAGGCUAAUGGUUGCGUGGGUUUGUAUAAGCGGAUUCACCUCUGCAAUACGCAGAGCUGUCCAUCAGGCGCUGACUUUCGCUACGAACAAUGUGCGGCAUUCAACAACAGGAUUUUCAAAGGGAGGACGUACGUUUGGGAACCCUUUCUUAAUGCUCCUGACGAAUGUGCUCUCAAUUGUCGUGCAUCAGGCCUUAAUUUCUACGCCACCCUCAAUAAAACAGUGAUUGAUGGCACUUCUUGUAAACAUCCCAUGAUUUCUUAUGGCAGACCAGCUCCCUCAGGAACACGAGGUAUCUGCAUCGAGGGAUCGUGUAAGAGCGUUAACGCAAAUGGCGUAAUCGGCAGCGUCGACGAUAAUCAGGAAGAGUGCGCUGCCUGUACGAAGGGGAAGUGUAGGAGCUUAAAUGGAUUGUACACGAGACCGGAUUUGCCCGCCGGAUACUCUUUGGUGGCGCAGAUUCCUCAAGGAGCUUGCAGAAUAUUGGUGCAGCAGUUGAAGCAUACGAGGAAUCAUCUAGCUUUGAAGAAUGCCAAUGGAUCGUUCAUCGUCAAUGGCGAUUGGAAGAUCAGCAGUCCUGGGGUAUUGGAAGGUGCCGGCACGAGGUUCACUUACGUCAAACAGGACGGUACUUCCUACGAGACCGUCAGCUCGCCAGGACCUUUGGCCAAUCCUGUCGAUAUAAUGAUCAUAAACUUCCAAACCAACCUGGGCGUCAAAUAUGGUUAUUCCCUUCCAAUGGAGUCCAACACGCCCCUCAUAGCUCCUCCACUAAUUAAACGACCCUCGGAUUCUGGAGUCCCGGAGCCUCGCCGCCUAGAAACCCCCUUAAACGCCUUGAAUCAACGCGACGAAGCACGACCCGUCCAUAGACGAACUAGAUUAAGAAGACGCUUCGCUUGGAAGAUCAGCGGAGUUUCAGCAUGUUCAAAAUCUUGCGGCGGUGGUUUGCAAGCCACCGUGGUAACUUGUGUCCGAGAACACACCCAGACCCCCGUUCCCGACAGACGAUGUUCCCAUUUGGAGAAGCCCAUGACCCAGCCUAUUCGCUGCAACGUUAAAGACUGUCCACCAUAUUGGGAAGCACAGUGGACUUCAUGCAGUGUGACUUGCGGUGAAGGAAUUCAACAUUAUGUUCCGCAGUGUCACCAGGAGCUGAGUACUGGACGAAAAAUUGUCACGAGCGAUAUAGCCUGUCCAAGACCAAAACCAGCAUCUCAAGCUAAGCCCUGUAUACAGGAACCUUGUGAGAGUAUUAGGGAUAAUGAGCUGCCACAAACUCCGGAGACCUCUUUUAGAAGUAGUCGACAGGAGUGGACGGUUGGGCCUUGGUCUUCGUGCUCCGUGUCCUGCGGUACCGGCCACCGCACCCGCUCCGUCAGCUGCGCUAGCGGCCGCUGCCACCCCGAGGACCGCCCCAAAAACGCCGAAUACUGCGAGAACGGCCCCUGCUCCGCGUCAUUGACCGGCGAAACGUCCCCAUGGCUCCUAACAGAAUGGUCCCAUUGUUCCGAAUCCUGCGGUACCGGAACCCAGAGCCGUCUAGCCGUCUGCUUUCAUCACCACAAUUGCAGUGAAAACAGCAAACCGGAGACCUCGAGGGCGUGCUCCAGCGACAAACAAUGUGGAGGUCAGUGGUUCAGCGGUCCGUGGACGCCGUGCUCUGACUCAUGCUCCGGACACGCCAAACAAAAACGGGAUGUCUUCUGUGUCGUCAAAAUCAGGGGUCAGUCUCAUAUUACCAAUGAAAUGACCUGUCCCGCUGGGCUGAAACCGGCGUCGGAGCAACUCUGCAACGGGAAGUGCGCUCCCAAAUGGUUCUUUGGAGAAUGGGGCGUUUGCGAAGGGGCUUGUCCCAACGGGGUGCAGAGGAGGGAAGUUAGAUGCAUGGAUGCGCAAGGGAAGCAUUCGAAUAAUUGCGCUGACAAUGAGAUGCCUAUUGCUAAGAGGCAGUGCGCUUGUCACAGGGCUGAGGAACAUAGGGAGAGGUACAAGCCAGUGCAAGAUGAACCCGCUGAUCGCUCUUGCAUCGAUCGAAUCCGAAAUUGUUACCUGGCAGUACAGGCACGUCUGUGUCAGUACCCUUACUACACUAAUCACUGUUGUGUGUCCUGCAAGAGGGCACAGCAAGAUCUGUUGGAAUAAUCUGUGAUUGGAAGAAUAAUGCGUAGUCAAAACCCAAGUACUGACUUUAAAUAAAUUAGGAUUUUGAAUUCUAUUAAUUUUAGAGAAAGUGAUGUACGAGUGAAAGUAAAAUAAUGUGUGUGUGAUGUUUUUUCCAAUAACAAUGCAUGUAGGUGGAAUACAUUGGUUGCUACAUUCAAUUAUAUUUAUUUCUGUUAAUAGUCGAUUUUUGUAAAUAUAUUUUUUAUACGUUAAAAAUCCCAGUAGACUCCAAUGUAUCAACUGUUCUUCCAUCACCGAUAGAAAUACUCUUACAUUUAUAGAUGUCUGUGAUUGUUUUUCCACUAACUAUUCUAGUUGUUAAGAAGAGUGCGUGAUUACUUAUUCAUUGUACUUCGCUUGAAAAGCACUGCCAAAAUUUAUUUCAACAAAAAAACAAUUAUUGUUAAUUUUAAUUGUAUUUGCGCUACUAAGCGCGCGACUGCGCACUUGCCAAAAUGUGUGUUACGUGUAAUUAAUUUAAAACAAAAUCUGACUUAUUUUUAGGCACUGUAUUAAUUUUAAGUAUAGACAUUACAAAUAAGUAUUAUAAUUUUAGCUUGUAUGUAUUUAUUAGUAUAAUAAAAUAAACGAAAAUAAAAUGUUAUAGCAAUUUAAUGUU